Messenger RNA from Pocillopora meandrina, 26326 nucleotides. NCBI's taxonomy places the organism in Eukaryota, Metazoa, Cnidaria, Anthozoa, Scleractinia, Pocilloporidae. The record is from the annotation of a GenBank genome assembly.
AUUUUUAUCUCUCUGUCAAAACGAUGGAGGCUUUAAGAAACAACGACAGAUAGCAGCGAAAGAAAGUCUUAACCUUUUUUCAAGUUCAUGGGUGAGAUUGGAAUAAUGGUUUCGCGGCUUCAGCAAGAGGGGCUUGAUUUGGAAGACAUGAUCGACGAAGAAUUACGAGCUGCGGGGUUUUUGGAGUUAUGUGAACGGUGAGGCUCUCAUUUAAAGCGGAUAAUUUAUUCGUUAGUUGCUUCAGUUUCGUCUGAUUGCAAAGCUGUAACAAUUCAUUUAAGCGGGAUUUUGAUGGAGUAAAAAAUCGGAUGUUUGAUAAUCCUUUACACGAAGUGGUUAUGCACUCUUCUACUCCAGGUGUAAAUAAGCGCGAAGAAUGGUCGAUAAUUGCACUCGAAGUUAGGUUAUAAAUACAACUUUAGUAACAUAAUGGAGCCAUGCCAAGAGAGCAACAGGUUACAGGUUUUGCAGGAAAGUGUAACUUUUGAUCUUAAAUUGUGUGAUCCUGAAUUGAUCCCACCUCUAAUCAACAGAGUUUAUACACAGUUUUAUAUGCUUUUCAAUGGAGCCUACUGUAGAUGCAUGCUUUACUUGUGAGUCUGACGGGAAAUAAGUUUUACUUUUAUAAUGAAACGUGAACAAAAAUUCCUUGAAUGUUUGUGCUGAGUUAACUGUACUUUGAAAAUUUAUUAGAAAAGCUGCUUGUACUACGAAUUGAUCUCUCCUCUGUUUGAUGGAUUGAUUCCUUUGUGACUACAGUAAACAAAUAAAUGCAUUUCAAGUGAUGAAUUAACCCUGUUACUCCCACUUCUGACCCAAGAAGAAUUUCUCUUUAUGUCAUCAACACAUUUAUCGGCAUGCAGGUUGUAAGAAGAAUGGAAUGCAAUACAUUGUGAUUAUUAUUUAUUUCACACCAAGUUUCUGAUGUUUAACCCUUUCACUCCCAAGAUCUCAUUAGUAAUUCUCCCUACUGUCUGCUAUUCAAUUCUUAUGAUGUUAGUUCUGAGAAUUUGAUGUAGAAUCAACUGAUAAUCCCCUAACUGAUAUUUUUCUUUAUUCUCAUCACUUGUCUGUUUGAUAUUGUAUUGAUUUGGUGAGGAGAAAUGUUGUUGUGGUCACUCAUGGGAGUUUAAAGGGUUAGACAAAAUCUCCUUGUUAGUUCUAUAAGAAAUGUGAAGAGAACAGUAUGGAGAAUAACCAUUCUGAUGUUAGUGCAUAGAAAGGGUCAAGCUACAUGCCAAUGUCUUUAUAUAUAGUUGAAAUGAAACUCUGAAGAAUAUGUAUACAAAUAAGCUACAGUACAUUGCAGUUUUUGUCAACUUAUUAUCUUUCAGUGUUUGUAAGCACAGUCCUGUCACAAAUACUGUAAUGAUAACUGGCCUUCCUAAGCCCAGUUUUUCAAAGGGAGGAUAAUGCUACCCUAUGGAUAAAUCACUAUCUAGCAGAUAAGUGUUCCCAAAAUGUACUGUUCUAUCCACUGGAUAGAUAUUUUAUUCAGUGAAUAGCAUUAUCCAUUCUUUUAACACCUGGGGCCUGAUCCAAACUAAUCAUAACAAUGAUUUAUUGUUUUUGCAAUGUUUCAAUUGUUAAAGGACCACAAGAACCCUUUUACAGAGAGCAGUUGCUGUUGAAGGUCAGAGUUAUGUUUUUUUGUGUUAUUUUCUUUUUCUUGUCAUAGUAUGUAUUUAUUAAACUACAAGAAAGAAAGGCAAGGGAAAAAAACUAGGAUUGCUAAAAUCAUCUUGUGAAGUUACUGUAAUAAAUGAAGAAGAAUUUCACUUACAGCUGUAUUUCCUGUAAAUCUGUAUUGUUCACCAAGUGAGAGGUCAAGAUGGCAUGACAUUGACCCAGUUUAGAUAUUUUUUUUGAUCUUAAGUUUCAUAAUAUCUUCAAAAUCUUGUUAUUUCAGUAUUUUAAAUGUCUGUAAUUAGAAUUAUUGUAAUUCAGUUUCAUAGGACCAUAAGGGAGAAUACAGUCUUGACUGUAAUUGUACAGCUUAUUCAAAUAAAGAUUUAUUUACUUUACUUUACUUUACUUACUUACUCGGGCAAGAUAUUUAUUUUACCUUGGUCACAAGUGUGGGAUAAAGAAAAAAAUUCUGAGUCCCAUGUGGAACUGAACUUCAGAAGUUCAGAUUCUGUGCUCUAGGCUGUUCCCAAGCAACAUGUUUCCUGCAUACAUUAAUAAUGUAUCAGCAGUUUGCAAGAUUUGUGUCACACAGGAACUUUGUAGUAACCAAACUCAGGGAAUAGUCUCUGCCAUUCUUAGUUUUGACCACUGACUAAUUUACUGCAUAAGUUGCUAAUUUGACAACCUGUCUGCAGCAGCUAUGCAACAGGUUGUUACGUCUUUAUCAUUUGGUUAUAACUUAGAGCCAAUAAUGCAAUCAUGUAUAUAGUAGCAUAAUGGGCUAUUUUGCUCUACCUGAGCUAGUUCAGUGCAAAUUUAACUUGUGUCAUUUACACACUCUGGUCACCUUUUUGUUUUGCUGAGAAGUAUUCUAACUUUAGUGUUGUGUCUUUUUAUCAGAAAGCCACUCCACUUUGAGAAGGCUAUUGGACUCCAUUGAUGCACAGUUAAAGGAAUAUCAAGGCACUCUGCCAACAGUAAGGUGAGUCCUUCAAUAAAAACCUGCUCUUUUGGUCAGCAGUAGGCUUGAGAAUACAUCUACAUUGUUAUGAUGUUAGUGACUGUGAGGCUCAAGUAGCAUGUGGUGAGACACAGUCAUUUGAUUCAUGUUGUUCAUUCUUGGUGUUAUCAUGAUUACAGGACAUCAGAAAAAGAAGCUCCAAGAACUACUCUGGGUAGCAAGGACCAACAGGAUCAACAACAACAACAGCAGCAGCAGCAACAACAACAGCAGAAGAGUGCGACUGUUAUUGUUAUUGAUGAUGAUGAGACUGAAUAUGUUGAUGUUGCUGAUAUGUCUUGCCAAGCCACUGAUGAAGAUAUCAAGAAUGAGACUCGUGAAAGAGAAAAGGAAAGAGAGAAGGAAAGAGAGAAGGAAAAAGAGAGAGAAAAGGAGAAGGAAACUAAAAAGGAAAAAGAAAAGGAAAAAGAAAAGGACAAAGGAGAGACAGUUAAUCUAAAUCAAAAUCUCUCAGUACCUCCAUGGCAGCAAACAGCUCAAACAAACAUUUUACAAAAUUAUGUUCCAAUCAGACCUGCUCCACCUAAGGAAGUAGUAAACACCUUCACUUCAUCACAGACUGGAACUAUGUCACUAACUGUACAAAGAACAAAACAAUCAGAUGUUUCUAUUUCUCCGUUAAGUCCCAUUAAGUCACCCCCUCCGAUUUACAAGACAUUGAAGCCACCAGUUGGCAGUGGAGAGCCAUUUUUACCAGAACGUGUCGCUGUGAUGUCAUCUCCCCCAUCUCUUCCUGUGCAGCAAACAUUACCUAAUCUUGAAUUGCAGACAGGAACACCACCUCUUACGUCACCUGUCAACAGCAGGUUUGUGAUGUACACCAGAACAUGGUUGUUUGAUGAUUCGAUUACACCACUCCUGAAUUUAAUGUCUCGCACACAUUUACAUGUGCUAUGCUAUAAAUUCUUGUGCCCAUUUGAUUUUCAGCUUUAUUUGUUCUUUGCAGGCUUAUUAAGAAACCAAAACAACAUUAAUAAGAAACCAAAACAACAUCACUGAACUGUAAAAUAUCAGAGCUAGGCUAAAGUUGAAAAUUAAUUUCAGAAGCUUUUCACUCUGAGCAAAACAAAGAUAGAAAAAUGAACAGACUCUUCUGCAAGAAUGGUUCAAAAUAUAUUUUGAACAUCACAGUUUCAUCAUCAAACAUUUUACUUCAAUUUACAUGUACAUAUAGGUGCCUAGUAUUAGCCAUGAGAUGUAAUUUGAUCAUGUAAAAGUUGAUAGCUUUUGAAGAUUGCACAACAGAUAUGUCAAGAUACCUGUUGAUAUGAGCUUAUUUUGACACUGGUUUGAACUGCUUUCUUGUGUUGUAAUCUUUAAUGACAUUUUUUCAUUCAUUAGAUAUCUAAGGGUGAGUAACAUGAUUGUAGAUGUAAAUGUUGACUUGUACUCUUAUUGAUUCAUGUCUGGUUUUGUUUUAGACCAAGUACCACACCCUCUGUUCCUCAGCUGCCCCUCAGGCAGGCAUCCUUACCUCAGCCUGGACCGUCUUCUCUUGGGAAAAAAGAAUCAAUUGAUAAAGAAGUAAAAAGGUUUGUAGACUCUGAAAUAACACAAAAUGUUGUUGGUCGAUUUUGUGUUAGAACUUUCAGUGUUCAAAAAAAGUGGUUUUUGAUAUCUUUUGAGUCAAAAUCUGCAAGUAUGCAAAUAUUGCUUUUGAGUUUCUAUGCACUUUUGAUCAUUUUGUGACUUUUAUGUGAAACUUCUCUGACUGUAUUUGAGAGAAGACUAAAUCUGCUGGAAGAAAACAGUAGUUUUAUGAUACUGUCACAUAGCAGAGAGUAGCACAGAUUUGGAGAAAGAAAUCACAUGCAAAAAAGGAGCUGAUGAAACCCUCAGUCAGAAAUUCCUACUUUUAAUUGAAAGUUUGUAAAAGUAAAUUAACUGAUUAUAAGUGUUUUGUUACCCAGUCCCCCAGCAGGGCCUCCUAAGUUUGAGGUUGGGACUCGCGUCAUAGGUCAGAGGGCCGAUGAGCUCUGGUAUCCAGGUAAGUAAUAUUCAUGUACAUUGCAUUUUGUUAAUAACUGUUUAAUUUUCUAAAGCUCUUGUAGAUUACUUCAACAUUUAAACAGGAUGUUCAAGGAAUUUUGCAUUUUCCUAAAACUCAGUGGUGGAGGGUCAAAAUUACAUGUAGUAGUGGCAAGAUUAUAGGUUUGCAAUUUAACUCCUGUUGAAGGCAUUUAUAUCUUUAGCUUUUGUUAAUCUGUGUUGAAAAGAAAAUUCUAUGUGUUGUUCUCAUUUGUUUUUGUUUCAAAGGUAUAAUAGAGAGGAUUUUGACAGACAAACACAAUCAGGUAAGAUUUUGGUAUCAUUAAUUUCAAAACUUUAUUUUUUGUGAAUUCAACAUUUUGAGAAAGCAUAUAAAUUUGAAGAUGAAGUAAUUUGAACUUCAUUUAUUAGUAAUCUUUACUGGAAUAUGUAAUAUGCAUGUAUAACUUAAGCUCUUAAUUUUAUUGCUCAGAUCAAAUACAAGGUGAAGUUUGACAAAGGUACAAGAGGAGUGUUGUCAUCCAAUCAUAUUUCUUUGGAGUCCAAUCCCAACCCAUCAGUGCUCAAUGUUGGCAGUCGUGUUGUAGGUGAGUCUGAAAUGUUUCUGUUCUAUGACAAAAAUUAGCCUGUGUUUAGUUUCUAGAAUGCUUGCAUUAAUAUUUGUAACUAGUGGGUUUAUAUGAUAGAGGAGAGGCUUGUUUGCACUUAUGUCCUACAGUUUUGAGACCAUGACAUGUAGAUGUGGAUUUUUUUGCAGUUCUUUCCUCUUACUUCCAAAUUGUAUCUUGAAACAACUGACCACCUGUUGAAUUUAAAGACUCCAGUGGAGUCUCAAUAUUUAUUAAUUUACAAACUGCAAAGGUUAAAAGAUCUUGCAGGGAAAGAAAACGAGUGAUUUUGAAUUUUUUGAAUCCUGGUCUAAACUGUUAGUUUUUUGGAUUAGAGGUUACUAUCUCUUUAAUCACUGUUAUAUAAUACUGAGAAAUCUUGAUGUAAAGUUGAUAACUUUUUUUCACCUAAGAUUUAUAAUGUAAAUCACUCACAAUCCUAGAUAAAGGUUUUCAAGGUGGAAGUUAUGUCUCCUUUUAAAAGUUGAACUGACCUUAAAAGGUGGUAACAUUUAGCAUCAUUCCUCUCAUUGGAAGAUUCUAUUGUCAUGUGGAGUCAUUAUGACAAUUUUUUUAAAACACUUUCCUUUAUUUUUGGUUUACUCUUAUUCCUUCUCAAGUCUCCAGCAAACUUACUUUCAGAUUAAACUGUAAAAAUUUGAUUGCAACACCCUCUAAGAAGAAAUUUAUGCCUACUGUACUUCAUAAUGCUAAGUAAAAUCUGAUGUGAACGAGCAGCUCAAAUGGCGUCAAAAAUUAAACCUGAGGGCUUGUGCUGUAAAAUGGCUGUAAUAAAAUUUAAUAGAACAGGAAAGAUCAAGGGUUUCUUUGCAGAAAUUACUUCUUAUGCAUGAUUGAUUGUUUCGUCACCUUCACUUUUUCACACCUUGAGCUUGUAACCUAACCAUGAUAAAGCUGUUAAUAUUUUGUUGAUUUUUUUUUUGCUCUUGUCCAUAAAGAUCUGUCAUUCACACUUAAUUUGACCCAUACUCCUCACUUUUCUUUUACUAGCAUUGAGGCCUCGGGAUACAGCAGAAGAGAAUGCGUCUUGGCGGAAACCUUCCACAGGUCAUUAACAUUUUCUUUCUCUUGUUGUUCCCAAGGCUUCAUGUUUGCUUUUGUUUCCUUCUUGUUGUAACAUAACAUUCUAAUGUGGUGGAAUUAAUGAGCUAAGUCAUCCAAGAGGACAUACAUCACAGGGCUCUCUUGACAAAUACUUUUAACUCUACAUGUAUAUCACAUUUAAUGCAUGUAAAUUGUCUGUCUUACAGAAUGAAAGGCUUUAAACAGAAUGAAUAACAGUAACAAAUAAAACAAACCUAACCAAGUUACAGUUGAUGUGUUUUCUUUUAGUCACAAGGCAAAAGACAUGUAAACAUCAUGGUACAAUAAAUUAUGUACAUUACAAGACUGUAUUUUGAAGGAUUAAUUGUUGGAAGGGUUGGAAAUAUUGGAAAAGUAGAAUUCUUAAAGUAAUUUUAAAUUUUAAUGUAACUUUCUAGACCUUGGAAAAAUGGAAAGGAGACUGAAGUAAUGUUUCAACAAUUACCACAAUUCUGCAAUUAAUCAACUUACGUUUUCAUUUCCAAUGGUCUUGUUACUCUAUGUGUAGAUAAAAGCAACUCAAUGAUCAUGUAUUCUUUAAAAAGAGGGACUCACAUGUACACUUUAUUUCAACAAUAGAGAAAAUCUGUUUUGUUUUGCAGGAAUAUAUGGCAAGUUAGAUGUACUGUAUGCUGGUAUUGUUGCUGAGAAUGCCUGUGGUGAAAACAAAAACAGGUUACUCUUUAUAUAUAGUUCUUGUUGUAUAAUUGUUGUAGUUUUUUUCAUGAUCUUUUGUUUUUUGCUCUUUGAUUUUCAGACUUGCAUUGCAAGCUUUGUACAUGUUUUUUGGCAAACGGCCAUAAUAUACGUUGAUUGAUUAUCUCACCAGCAAGAAUGACCAUGACAAGAAGCAAAAAUUUGAAGAAAAGGAAUAAAAAUUGGCUCUAUAGAAUGUUAAAUACGCUUUGUCAAAAGAAAGUCACUAACAGUAAACCUCUAGACUGUAGGUUGUCACUUGUGUGAUGAGCAUUCACACAUCUAUUCAUGCACAGUAUAUUGUGCAAAACUAGUGUGAGGAAUAGGCAAGAAAUUUACUCUUGGAUUUUGCUUAAAUAUUUGAGCAACACUUUGGGUGACAUUCAUUUUGCUGGGACAAAGAGUGAAAAUUUGCUGAAUUUUCAAAGCCAGAGGGAAAAAUCUAUUCUCAGAAGCCUUAUUUCACACAAUUGACAUGACUUUUCAUGUUGUAGUUUAUUUCAGCAAACAAACAUAACUUUGUCAAUUGCCAAAUCAUUAUGAUGCUGUGUUUUGAUAAUUUAAUGAUGUCAUUUUGGUGAUCUCAAAUGCAUGUUGUUUCACUACUGAUUUGUUGUGAUCCUCUUUACUCAUCAAGAAGCCCUCUUGUCCUAGAUAUCUGGUCUUCUUUGAUGAUGGAUUUGCUCAAUACUUACCAGUCAAGAAACUCCAUCAUGUGUAUCAUACAGGUUAGACCAUCACAAAUUUUAUAGCCUUCUUUUAAUCAAAGUAACUGAAACCUGAUUGAAUUUCAGUUGCUAAAGCUGACAAUAACAGGUAACUGAAGGCCUCAAUGGCCAAAAUUUCAUAUUUAACUCUCACUCCCAUAAAUGACAAUUAUAACAUAGCUGGUAAAUUUGUCUAAUCAAAUCCAAUUGUGCGAGCGUGCUUCAUAUUCCUAUUGUGCAUGCUCAUGACGUCAGCAAGCAAAUUCCUCGAGAAGUAAAAUUUCCCAUUAGGUUGAAAUGUUAAAAUAAUUGGUUCAUACGUUAGCUGUGCGUUCAUCAAGAUAUGAAGCACUUGGGAAGUUUGGGGAGCACUCAAGAAGCUAGAGUUGCUCUCAGCUAUGCCUCGAGUGACUCUUACGCAUCUUUCGUUCUCUCCAAACUUCUUGUGUGCUUUGUAUCUCAAUGAACACACGCUGACAUAUGAACCAAUUGUUGAGUGAUCUAUGGGUGAGUUUUGUUGACAGUGAGAAAACACUGGAUAGAUUGAGUCCAGACAGUCUGGUUAUUUUUAUUUUUCAUCAUGGCAGGCAAGAAAGUCUGGGACGAGGUAGCUGAGCAUUCCAAGGAGUUUAUACAAGAAUAUCUAGAAGAGUUUCCUAAUGUAUGAGACAACUGUUUACUGUUGAAUCAUAAUUUAUUAUAACUAUUUGUUUCCGAUGCAUACGUUAUAAUUUAUAAUCACUAUUCAUUUUAUGAUACAUGCAUUAUAAUUAUUAUAACUAUUUGUUUCUGAUACAUACAUUAUAAUUUAUUAUAACUAUUUGUUUUAUGAUACAUACAUUAUAAUUUGUAAUAACUAUUAUAACUAUUUGUUUUUGAUACUUACAUUAUAAUUUAUUAUAACAAUUUGUUUUAUGAUACAACAUUAUAAUUUAUUUUAACUAUUUGUUUCUGAUACAUACAUUAUAAUUUAUUUUAACUAUUUGUUUCUGAUACAAACAUAAUUUAUUAUAACUAUUUGUUUUAUGAUACAUACAUCUCCUUGGCAGUGUAACAAGAUGAAAUUGUGAUUGCCGGGGAGAGUUCUAGAUCACAGGAAAGAACUUAAUCAAUUUUAGUUUCUGUAUUUAAUAAGAUGUAAUUCAUUCGUUUAUUUGUUACAAUAUAAUUAUUUUGUAAAUUUAGUUCUUCUUGUUUCGUAGCGACCAAUGGUAAAACUUAAAGUGCAUCAGUGGGUUAAAACUGAAUGGAGAGGCCAAUGGUGAGAGGAAUCAGUGUUUAUUUGUUUACAAGUAUUAAUCAUGCAUACAGAUAAGUGAGUGCUUUUGAGUUUUGUUCACGUAACUGUCAAAUACUAAUUUAUUUCCAAAUCGUUUUGGUUUUUUUAUACGCACGCUAACUAGGAAAUGAGUGUCAUAUUCCUGUACGAUGAGUACUGUCUUUCUUUUUAAAUCUCUAUUUCUCUAUGGGGUCAUGUCAUAAGCAACUCUCCGUCUAAUUUCGAAAAAUACCGAACGGUUCGGUCUGAUUUGGACACUAUCGUUUGAUUUUGGAAAGCCGUAGUCCUGAUUAUGUGGAAUGAUUUGAUCCUGCAAGGAUCUGAUCAUCGACUAAACUGACCUCGGAACAAAGUGAAUGUAAAGUUUUGGACUUGUCUGUGAUCAGUUUUGAAAUGUUCUUGCCUUUUUUUUUAGGUUGAAAGCCAAAGUGAUGCAGUUAGAUUGCAGUUUGGUGAAGGUCAGCUGAAUCUGUUUCUUGUCGAAAUUCUUGGUUGAAGAGAGUUUUGGUACAUGUGUGAAGCAAAGCUGUGUCUGUAUACAUGUACAUUGUUCAUUUUUCAUUUCAUUUAGUGUUGUAUCUGACAUGUCAAAGCAAAUACCGUUUUUGUUUCGUUAUUGCAGAUGCUGUUUCAGAUUGAUAAUCGAUCUGAGUGGCUGUAUAGAGGCUCAACAAGAUUAGAACCUUUAUUUAGUGCCUUGGUGAGAAAAGCACCGUCAUUAUUAGUUUUGUUAUUGUUACGUUUAUCUUGUAAAAGGAAUCUUUCCAGUGAGAUAAUCGUCCGAAGAUCUUCAGUAGUUCCCAGUUCAACUGUUUCUUUGUGUAGAGGCGAUGAUAAUUGGGAGAUUAUGUGACCUUGUGGCUUUUGUGGUGAUCACUCAAACUCUAGAUCAAGAGGUCUGGGCUCUAGCUUUAGCUGGGUCAAUGUGUUGUGUUUUUUGGAACAACGUACCUCUCAACUCUGAGGUGUAACUGGGGAACUUAAAAGAGAGUCUCCAGUUUAAUCGCUUGAGAGGAGUUGGACAAGUGCUUCCUAAAGAGAGACAAGGAAUACAAACCGGUGUUUUGCUGGUAAAACAUCGGUAGAUACAUGUACAAGACUCUUUCUUACGUGCGCGACUCAUUCUUACUUGCUCAAUUAACUAUUUUCAGGUUGAUGGAAAGAUUUCCACUGCAAAAAAAAAGAGGUCUCGUAAACUGACGCGAGGCGCAUCAUCAGGAAAACCCCAAGAACCGUUCAUCGACUACAGUAUCACUAAACCUUGUUUUGGUAUUUCACCUUACAGCAAAAGUGAUCCUCUUGGUACGUUAUUGUGACUGAUUACAUUUUAAAGCCUUACCAGGGCGUGAAAUUAAUUUUUUUUUUCUGAUAGCAACUUGGCUCCUAAAUUUUUCAAAGUGGUAGCCAAUUCGAAAAAAGUUGGUCGCCAUUUUUAAAGACAAACAAAACCUUUUUUCUCGCUGUUAGCGUUCUAGAUAGACCCUCCAAAAUUAAGUAAGGAAAAAGAUCUUUCACGUGCCACAAUGUGGACACUAGGAUGGAUGAUAUACAACGUUCAAGCUCACCUAACUCCAAGGUGGCGUCUAUUCAUCGAUCGAGAUGCACGUGCUGCGUGUUGGAAACAAACUUAACGAGGAAGUUUGCCGCGGAUUUAUCUUUGCAAAUCUUUUUAAUUCACUAUAUCUCUAGUUAAGGUUAUGAUGAAGCAUUCUAGUCGCCAAUUUGGCGACUAAUUUUCAGGAUUUGGUCGCCAAAGAGAAAAAUUUAGUUUAGUUUUAAAUAUAUAGGUCUUAAAACAGUUGCGCAGUUGGAAAGUGAGUCUGGGGAGUUAACUCAAUUUUGGUAAAGAGACACGAUUCUAAAAUUUCGUUCUAUUUUUCUAUAUUUUGGAAAGAUGAUGUGAAUGUGUCAACACUAUCACUGGAAUGGGGAUCCCUUGUGAAAUCAUUCCUACCGGAUUUUUUUAAGGCGUAAUUUUGAGCUUAGGCAAAUUUUUUAAGUAUUCAGCACUACCUACUAAGUUUAGCUUUUUCUUUAUAUCCUCGGGGUGUGUUCCAAAAGUACGAUUUCUGUUUUGGUUUGGUUUUAAUUUAUCAGGCGAACAACAGCGAAAACUGGAGGAAAAACGACAACAAACACAGCUUGAGCAACAAAGACAGCAAGAGGUUUGUGUGCUGUGAUAAACAUUAGUUUGUGUGAUUUGUAAAUUCGUUUCCAGUCUGACUUAACAGUGAAACUCUGAAGACCAUAAACACCAGAUUAUUUAUGAAGUGGUCCUUCUUGGAGGUGAUGAAGCCAAUCACAUGAUAGAUAACUAAAUUGUAAACAGCAAGGGUAAUGAGAUGCUUUUGUUUGCUCACCUGUCUUGAUCUCCAUUUGGCAUUCCUGUUCAUUGUGAUCCUCGGAGUUUGAGAAAUAAUUUCUAAAAAGUUAGACAGACGUACAUGUCGAGUGAAAUGAUGCAGAACGUGGUUCAGGGUAAAUAUUAACCGAAUGUUUCAGCUGCUAAAAUACCAGCCAUUCCUCUCUCUCUCUCCUCCCCCACCCUACGCCGCCUUCAGGGGAACGGGGGUCAUUUAGUUAGAGUCCAUCUUGAUUUGGUGUCCCUUUGUUAUGAAGCCGAACCAAAAGUAGUCACAACUUGGGAAAAUGCCACAUUGGAGUCAAGAAGACGUUAUUCUACGUCACCCGCUUCAGGUAUCGGAAAAUAUGAGAGACUAAGUCACGAUUGGUUUAAGUUAUGCAUCUGAUUGGUGUCCGAUAUUUCUCCAUCAAUCAUAGCCCAAAGUAAAGCGUAUCAAAAUUUUUUUUUUUUUUGCGUGUGUGUCAGUGUACAUGUUUAGUUACCUCAAAUAUUUGUUUCUUUGUUUGUUUUUCUCUCCAAAGCAACAAGAACAAUUGAGACAAGAUAAUAGCAGUUUCAUUAAAACAUCCACUGGGAAGGUUCCGUCCAUUAAUAACAGUCGACCAACCUCAACCGUAACAGGAGCUGCAACCACAGGGGCUGCAACCACAGCGGCUGCAACCACAGGGACUGUUAGGAGUUCGUCGAGCGAUUCAGGCUUUGUGUCUACCAACAAGGGCACGAGUGAAUCAUCUUUAUCGAGAAUGGAAACUUCGUCUGGACCCAGUGGAAAACAGAAGAGGGACUUCGGAGGUGCCUCUGGAACUCAGGCAGCAGGUGAAACCUGUUCUAUAGAGGUGUUAUUAACAGACUUAAUAGGUUGGUUAUGUUAAACCGUAACUUUAACUUUAUUGUGCCCUUUCUUCCAGGAUCGCAACAAACAAACUCGGCAAAACUUUUCCCAGGCAGCGCUUUUCAAUCUAGCACUGCUUGUGUUGGCGGCGGUCAUUGUGUGACACUCCCAGCGUCUGGACGAAAGAAUAAUUUUAGUACCACAUCAGUCACUCAAGCGAGUAUUGCAAGGAAAAAAACUAGUGCUGGACUUGGUGAGAGGAAGAAACAUGUUCAAAUAAAUAAUGAAAUACAAUAGACGUAAUAUUAAAAGUUAAACCAAUUGUGAGGAUAAUUUGUGUUACGUUCCACGAAUUCUUUUGAAUUGCUGUUUCAACACACCUUCAAUUUAAUCCUCAUCACUGAAAUUGUUAUUUGAUUAUUGACGAUAUUAGCUAUCCUAGUUCAUCUUUAAAGCUGGUUUAAAUGGGGACCCAUAUGAACAAUAACGGGGCCAGACCACAACAUCGGGAGCCACGUGUACUGUUUGCCAGAAGAUGCAGGAGACAUGAAUGUUUAGAAUAAUCAGGCAGGCAGCAUAUUCUCCUCAGUCUCCUCCUCCUGUAGAGCAGUCCGGAGCUCUUCAACAUGAGAUAACCUUACUUUGAUUAUUUACAAUGCUGUUUUUAGUCACUUCAAGAGAUCUCGCACAAAGAUCGAAUGGUAUUCAAGUGAUUGACUUGGAUGGAGAUGGUACAACAGCGGUGCUUCGUGAUCCUAUGGAGUCCAAUCAGAUGAUGAGUCCCAAGGUAAGAGAAUAUGCAUAUUUCUCGCAUAAAGCGAAAGAAAAACUUUGCAGAAUUUGAGCAUUUCAGCUGGCUAUGGUUUUACCUACUGUACAGAACUGCGCUUAAAUUUAUCGUCGGUUAUUUCUGAUUCAGGAAGAUACUUUGAUUUUAUUAACUGAGUUGAUAAUGUAACUUGGUCACCGGAAAGAGAUUUUAAAGCUGACGUUUCGAGCGUUAGCCCUGCGUCAAAGCUUAGUACUAUUGUUAUUCACACUUCUAACGAGGCUAAACUUGUAUUAACAGCAGUAAAAAUUCCCUCUUUCUUUUCAAUCUUUCGUAUAACAUGAAUAGAAUACUUAAGUUACAACAUUAGUUUAACAACAUUAUCUUGAUGUCCACUAUUUCUAUCAUUUGGCUGACGUAAAGUACAAAAUGCCGUUUAAAAUUAACUAAACAUUGUUGCAUCAUCAUUUUUCAAAAUUUUAUUAUCCGUUUCAAGGAGGUCAAGAAAACAAAUUCAUAAAGUUUGCUUCCCUAAAAAGGAAACGAAAAAGGAAUGGCAACAUUCCUUGACAUCCAUCCUUCCUUAUACUUCUAACUUUAACUUUCAGUACCUAGUUCCUUAUAGCUUGGAUGGGUCAAAUCUGGACGACCUUUACAACGUUAGUAUUUGUAUUUUGUAAGGGAAUUGAUUCGAUUGAAUAAAAUUGUUCACUAUGCACCGACUUGAAUGCACGAUGCACCGUAGUAACAAUCAUUGACUAAAACACUAAAUGUAAUUAAUUACCAUUUUCUGGUUUUUCAGAUCUUAUUCCACGUACGAUUCGAUAGUCUGCUCACAGUAUUUUUUCAGUGUUUUCUGCGAACUUAUGUACGCAAGUAGUUUGCAACCGUUGAUUAAACUGUCAGUAUUUGAAACAUCAAUAACAAGAAUGUUGGUGGCUUUGAACCAGUAAUCGCUCAAGGAAAAAUGAAUAUAACAAAAACAUAAUCAAGCCAUUUCUACUCAACGAAUAGAGCUGUGAAUGAUAUAGUCUUUAAUUCAAUAUUUUCAUUCUCAGUAUUGUGAUUUAAAGUUUCUUGGCCAGCCCUACGAAGAAUUAUCUUUUUCUUCUUUAACGCACACUUAACAAAUCUAUGCAAUUCCAUCUAUGCAAUGUGUGUUACAUAUUGCGUGCAAAAUUUAAGUUCAAAUCUGCUGCCGCACUACCCUACUGCCGUUCAACUCUGCUACUGUUCGUCAAGUCCGCAAGUCAGAGGGUAACAUGUGGCCAUUAAAACUAGUUCCUUUUAAGCGGUCAUUGUCAUGUGACCUGGUGACUAACUUUUCAAAUACACGAUCACAAAAUAUCGUACACUUUAAAGCAAAUUAAUUGUUUCGCUUGUGAACUGUUUUCACGCUAGUCUCAGGCGUGGGAGGCACCCUGGUUACGAGCCAAAAACCGUGACGUCAGAAGCAUAGAUUACAGUCGAGUCCCAGCUUUCCAAAUUCCCACAAACGACCGGCAUAAACAGGACGCUGCAACACUAAUCGCAGAGAGACUAAAACAGUAUGAACCAGAUAACAUGCCUGAGGGACAGGGUGUUCCUGCUGGUCUACCUGUUCCUAGAAAGCCAGCACCUAGAGGUGAGCGACUCAGAAUUCUUUUGAGAAGUUUUAAAAUUUCACAGUCUACUGUUUUCUAUACCCUCCAUUAAUGACAACGAAUUACUUUCUGUUCCAGGGCCUCACAAAUGCAGCAAGCCGUGCAAUUUGUCGCUGAGUCUAGAACCGAGUGAAUUAAUAAAACACAAUCCAAGGGCAGUUCCUCUUUUACUGAGAUGGAAAAGGUGAAAAUCCUAUGAUUGAUUAAUUACUCGUGCAGGUCAAACAAAAUUUUUUUCGUUCCUUAUACCGCUUUCUAGCCAUUCAGUUGCAGACAACUUACCGUCGCUGUAUUUCUUACAAACCUUUUAAACACUUUACACCCUAGCAUCAGUAUGCAAGUUCUCCAUACUGUUCAUUAUACAUUUCCCUUAGUGCUUUCACAGAGAAUGUGUCAAAAAAUCAAGAGCUUCUUGAGUUUGCAAUCAUUUCCCUUAUUCCUAUGACUUUCAUGUUUGAUUCAGGGGUGAUACAUUGGGAGAAAUUAGAUUUCAAGGGUUAAGAAGUGCGCUUGCCAUCAUCAUAAUCAUCGUAGAUGUAUUAUUAGUAAAUGCGUGUCACAAUAUUUCACCAUUAUUUUUUGUUCACAGAGAGAUAGCACAGCGUCACCCAGGCAACAGGAAAACUGUUUACUACCGAACACCGUGUAACAAGCGACUGGUAAGCGACCUGAUAAAAACGUUUUUUGUGUCUAGAAUUAAAUUAGAAAUUAGCCUGACUGCAUAACUUGUCCAAAUUGUGCUAAACAGUUCCCAAUGGAUUGAUUAUUUCUUCAUCCUCUUGUCACGGUUUCCUUAACAUGAAGCGACCACGCGUAUCACUACUCCCCCCUGGAUGGGAUACCAGUCCAUCGCGAGGACCCCCCCGCCCCUAGCAAUUCACCAGGCUUCACAGUACCCAUUUAUACACAUACACCUGGGUGGAGAGUCAGACACUGUGGGUAAAGUGUCUUUUGCCAAAAAACACAACACAUUGACUUGGUCAGAUCUUGAAUUCGGCUCUCCCAUUGUCCAGUGCACUGACCAUAAGGCCACAAGAAGGAUAGAGAUAUGAUAGAUCCCUUCAUCUGUUCUUUGUGGUCUGAAUACUCACUUACCUGCUCUUUCCUUUUCAGAGAUCAAUGGCGGAAGUGGCAAAUUACUGUAAGUUCAUUAUAGAGCACUGUUCUGUACUGUCAUGGACACUAUUUGUCUAUGUUGAUUUGGGAUGUCUGGAGGGUGGACAAACUACUAACUUGGUCUUCAUUCAACCUUCAGUAACGAUCACAGAAGCCACCAACGUGUCGAUCGACCAGUUUAUUUUUGAUCCAGACAUAUCAUGUCAAGACACUGUAUUUCGUGAUGUGGUGAGUUACGUAGUCUGGGAGAGAGUUCUUGUGAAUUUUUGGAUGAAAAAAAAAGGCACAAUUUUUUUUAAUAUGUGAGUGAUGCAAUCGAAGCAUCUAUCAAAAGAUUUAACAUAACCUGUGAGCUCUUUUUUAACCUAAGUGUCGUUCAUUGAGUUUUUGGAAUCAGUUUCCGUAGCAGAGCAACUACGCACAUACCCCUCCCCUAAUCUAACAUUAGCCUUAACUUGUUUUCGGGUGACUGUUGUUGAGUUAGGGGAGGAGUAGGUACGCUGAAGAGCUAAGCUCUCUAGGAUGAUGAAAGUCCCAGCGAGAGUUGUGGUAUUAAUUUUUUUCUCUUUCUUUAGGAACCAAUUUGUCCUGACAUAUCAUGUGGCGCAGAGGCUGUCCCAAUCUCGGUAAGCACUUGUGAAUUGUAGAUCGCAAACUCUCAUCAAUUGCUCUUAAUGUUAUUGACAUGAAUGAAAUACUCUGAUUGACACCUGUCAGGUUGUAAACGAAGUAGACACGUGUUAUCCCCCUCCCAUCGACUAUGUACCUAAGAGGCUUCUCGCGGAAGGAGUGAAUAUGGUCCUCGACCCAGGCUUUUUGGCUUGUUGUGACUGUACGGACAACUGCCAGGUAAGUUUUCUUUCUUUGUGACCGAAAUCAAUUCUUCCUGUCAAUUCGUUGGUUAAACGCGUGUGAAAUUAGCAUACAAUAUCACGAACGGCAAUUUUAAGAAUGUCUUGUACUGAGAUCUGAACCCCGAGGUAAGGCCCAGAGAGUGACGAGAAUUUCGUCCCCUGAGAACUUAAACUACUCUAGAUCAAUCCACAUUCUAGUACGCCUCUUAAAAGAAAUGCGACGCAAAGAAUUCUUUAUGAAUUUAUAAGACACAACACAAAUGUCUUGAGCAAAUUUUCCUUCUCAGUGUUUUUAUAUUUCUCCUUUUUCUUUUACAUUUUAACCCUUAAUUAAAUGUAGUAAUCACUGGUUACACCAGCAAUUGUCAGAUGUUUCCGCUGACCUCACUCUCGGCUAAACUUAAGGUACUAGUAUCGUUAAUAUGCAUUAAGGCGUCUUGAACUUGGGUUAAGAAAUUCUUUAGAAGAGAAUACGAUGUAUCCAAGAAUGAUACGAGUUUGAUCGCAUUUUAUUGUGUUCUAGGAUAAGAGCAAAUGUUCCUGCGCACAGCUCACUAUCCAGGCUUCUGCUGCGGUGGGAGGAAAGGAGGAUCCAACAAUUGGCUAUGAAUUCCGUAGGCUCAAGGACUGUGUACAAACAGGGUGAGUAAGCGAGGAAAGGGGUGAAGGAGGGAGAGAGCGAGUGAGGGAGGAAAGGAGGGAUUGAGGAAGGGAGUUAGAGAGGGUUGGGAAGGAGGAAGAGAGAGAGAGAGAAGGAAAGAAGAAACGAAAGAAAAGAGAGUGAAGGAGGGAGCGGGAGAGGGAGGGAAACAGAAAGAGAGUGUGGUAGAGAGGGAGGAAGGUAGGGAGGGAGGCAGGGGGGAUAGGGCAGGGAGGAAGUUAGAAUGGGAGAGAGGGGGAUAGAGGGAGGAAGGUUGGGAGGGAGGCAGGGGAGAUAGGGCAGGGAGGAAGUUAGAAUGGGAGAGAAGGGGAUAGAGCGAGGAAGGUUGGGAGGAGAUUAGGAUAGGAGAGCAAGGGAUAGAGGAAGAGAGGAAGGAAGAGAAGAAGGUGGGAUUGAGGGAGAAAGGGAGUAAGCGACUUAGCAAACUGCUUUGCACCCUUAGUUUUUGCCCUGGGAGAGAUAAUUAGCGUAAUUGUUGGUAUAGUUCUACAUGCGCCCACGACCACGGUCAGGCAAAGUUUCUUGUAAACUGGCCCACGCUAUUGUUCGUUUAAAAUCAUGAUACUGUUGUAAGUACAUGUAUUUGCAGCUAAUCAGUCUUUUUAUGGUAUCUCUCAAGGAUCUACGAAUGCAAUCAGAACUGUGCUUGUGCGAGUCAAUGUUUUAACCGAGUGGUACAGAAUGGUAUACAGCUGCGAUUGCAAGUAUUUAAAACGGAAAACAGGUACAUCAUUGUUGGUUUGUGAAGUCAGAUUUUAUCAACUAUCUGAUAGAACCCUUGAAAUGACUAAACUCUCUUUUCAAAUCCUUUGGAACUCGAACGGCUGAUGUUUUUACUUGCUGUUAAGCCUUUAACACUCUAACAUCAGUAUGCAUAUUCUCCGCACUGUCCUCCACACAUUCUUUAAGUUGCUGACGAUGAGAAUUUGCUUUACAAAAGCCUCUUUAAUCGGUGAUCAUUUCCUUCGUUCUCGUUAUCCUAAUGAACUACUCAGCUGCUAUACUGUAUGUAGAAAUUAAAUGAUGGUCACUGCAAAAGGUCAAAGGGUCAGUAGUAUCAUGAAACGAAUGAAUGUGUUCAAAUCAGCGUAAUAAACUGAUACUCAGUAAUGCUGAUUGCAUGUUUAUAUUUUGCUGCGUGUUACGUUUUCAGAGGAUGGGGACUCAGAACUUUGGAUGACAUUCCCUCGGGUACUUUUGUCUGUACAUAUGCCGGACAGAUUCUCAACGAAGACAUGGCUAACAAGGUUUGACUAAGGCAAAUUUGUCAAUCUCAUUGAAGGGGGUUGUUUUUAUUUAUCAUAUUAAAAUACAGUGCUGAUAACGUGUUACCGUAUGUCUCACGAUGUAGUCACGUCCGCCGGAAGUGAAACGUCGCGAUUGACAUCGGAGGUGGUGAUGAUGUUUUGAUUACGUUCUACCAGUCUUCUUGGGACGGAAUAAACUACAUUGUGAAACAAACAUUUCACAAUUACUGCCUUUGUCAAUUUGUUCUUGGCAAUUAUACGUUACCAGUUGUUUUCUAAUGAAAAAAAAGAAAGUUCUUCAAACGUACAACCCGCGAUUUUUUUCCUAAAAUGUGUAGCAUUUCGGUCUUUGUUCUCUUUCGCAGGAGGGAAGAGAUUUUGGAGAUGAGUAUCUAGCUGAGUUAGAUCACAUUGGUGAGCACGCUUGUAUUUUGGUUCAAAUUGAGUUCAGAUUUGAAAAUGUGGUUUAUUCAACUAUUUGUUUUAAGUUUCAUAGCCUCAGAGGAACGACUUUAGAGUUUGUGCAUCAUCAUGUUCAUCGUUUUGAAUCCACUGAGAUCUUCUCCAUCCCUCGCCAUUAUUGUUUGAUCUUGUUUUUUAUUUGUGUUUGCCUCUUCAUGUUUCCCUUUCCUAGCAAAAUAAAAUCAAGGCAUAGUUUUACAUUAAGAUAGCUGCCUGUAUAUUUUUCUCUUGUGUUUUAGUAAGCCUUCUUAGUCUGGUAAACAGGUUUGAAGAAAAGAAGGAUUUACACUCAAAAAAGUCAAUCAAGGCACAAAAUUGUUGAAAAGCCAACUUAAAGCUGUUUACUGUGCACUCUUAUUACAGAGGUAGUUGAGAAAGCGAAGGAAGGCUACGAGUCUAACGUAUCAGACCUAGAGGAUGACAGUGUGAUUUACCAGACGCUUUGUGCAGACAGCAGUUCUUCAGGGAGUGAUUCAGCAAAUAGUGGUGAAAGGUAACCCUGCAGUCGAGCGUCGAGCGUAAUCCGGAUUGCUUUGAUUUUUACUGAACUUUCCUCUGUAAUUGGUCCAGAAAACUCGCGCCUUUCUCUCAACCAAUCAGGUGCAAAACUGAAAGCAAUCGCGACUUGGUUAUUCUCGUUUCCCGCGCGUCAAGCAGCUUUGUUGUUUUACUUUGAGUUCUCAUGGGCUAAUGAUAAUCUAAACCUUUGUUCGGAUUGGUCGCUUGGAUUUCCUCGGUUUUGGUUAUUUCGACAUUUAAUUGAAAACUGCUCCAGAACCAAAUUUUCUCAGUUAGCCUUUCUUCGCGCAGUGAUUAAAGUAAAAACCCAAUUCAGCUUAUUCAAAUGGCAGUGCAAAUCAGCUUGGUUCGGUCAAACGCGCUGUCCCCACCUAACCCACUCCCCCUCGACGGUGGUCACGUAUGUAUGCUGUAAGUUUUGAUUGGUUCAUCUUCAUCAAGUGUGUAUGCUGCGAAUUUAAAAUGAAAAAGUGAUGAUCACUCUGCUUAGUUAUCUAUUUAUUUAUCUAUCGAGCUAUUUGUUGAUUUUUCUUUAUCGUAGUUCGUUAUCCGGAGAUGAGUCUUCUGAGGUGGAUUCUCUGAUAAGUGAAGAAAGUUACAGUUCCGAACGAAACUCGAGACUUGGUGACGGUGAAAACAUUCCCCAUAAACCAUCUAGAAGAAAAAAGAGGAAGGUACUGAGCGGACAAUUUUAUGCCCCCUUUAAAUCUAAGAAAAUUGUUAUAAAAGAAAAGUUGUUUUUCGAAAGAUGUUUACAGCGCGAUUUAAAGCUUUAUUCAUCUGAACCGUUCUGCUUGCCUGUCAUACUGUUUUUGAAACACUUAAUUUCUGAUUGACUGAUGUUCCUUUCAGAAAAAUUUUUCAUGCAAGCAGAAUUGCGCAAUGGUAAAAUUGGACCUUUACAAUUUUAGUAUCAAACAAAUAUAUUUAAAUGUCAAAUGUGUGCCAGGCAGUGAGAAGAAUUAAAUUCCCAGUAAUUUAAGGGAGACUUGUUUCAAGUCAACACACAUGAGUAUCAGUUUGACGAAAUGUUGAAACCGGUUCAAUCGUACAAGUACACGCUGGUUUUGUAUGAAAAUCUGCUUUUUUCUCUCUCAUUUUUCACAGAGAUCAGAUAGGAAAGGUGAAAAGAGGAAACGGUAACGACAGUUCCUUAAGUUUCUCAGUUUGCUGUUUGUGUGGUUUGCUUUCUUUUGUAUGAGGUCUGUCCAAAAGAAAUUUUACAGUGUUAUCUGCUAACAUCUGCGCCAUAUCUGCUAUUUGAUAUGAAACGCCUUCUGUCCUUCGCCAAUACCCCUCACCCCCUACCCCCCUUCUUGAGGAAAAUUCAGUUUUAUCUUGACCCUCUUCUACUUCGAAGAUACAAACUAUUCUAAUAAUUGUUUUAGCUUUAUACGACAUGAUGUGACACCAUUGCUAUAGCUACUAGUUAUUGUGGCCUUUGAUACACGAGCUUCGUUAUCGCUCUCGAUUUUAUGAAAUAGUGAUAAUUGUGAAACGCCACUAUUCCAUUUUAAUGUGUUUGUUGUUGGUUUUUUUUUUGCACAGAAAUUGUAAUAAUUUUUACAUUGAAUCAUGAUCAUUUCACAUUUUACGUCUAUUUCAGCAGUCUACAAGGAGAAGAAUCGUUAAUGGUCGAAUCAAAAGCCGUAGGGUUGUCGAACCUCGCUGACGAAAAAUGGUAAAAUUUUUAAACUUACAAUACACUUACAAAUUCACUUACAAUAAAGAGUUAAAACUCUUUAUUUUAAGUAGAUUUGACAUUUUUUUCUGAGGAACAACUCCGGUCACAUUUGAAGACAUAUCUUUUUUCAUCUUAGUUAUGUGGUGUGGCCCUUCUUAGCAGUUUCCGCUCAUGGCGCCGAAUAAACUUUAUCUUGCGCGCGUAUGCCACGAAAAAUGCGGAGACGCCCUAACUGUACUGGCCCUAAGACCUUCAGUUGACCAUUUUAAUUGACAAUCUGUACUUAAAAUUUGCCAUCUUGUUUGUAGGUGUUACAUAGCUUUAAAGCGUAACCAUGACAAUCAAAAAGACGCUGCAGCUUAUCUGAAAAAGGUGUUGAAAAUUGAAAAGACUGAUAAUACUGGUGUCCAGGUUGGUGUGGACAGCCUCUCAGAGGUGAAAGAAGGUGAAGUGAGUGUCGAGCGAGAUGAGAAAGAGAAAGAAGUUGGCAAGCUAAUGAAAGGUGAGGAAAGGGUUUACGAGAUGUGAUAGGCCUAUGCCACUUUGGGAAUUUAGCGAGGGUUAGAGUAGAAAUGACCAAACAGCCCCUAGAGCAACUCAAGUCUUUAAGAUUGACUUGUUGGACAUGUGAACUACGGGUAACUGACUCGCCAUCAGCAUGAAAAAGGUAUCUGCCGUAAAUACUAGAAUUAGACCCCAGCUUCAGAUGAGCGCUUCCUUCAUAUCCGCACUUCCCCACCCCCAAGGCUUGAACUAUCAAAUGAGCGUACAUGCCACAACGACUACGAACUUCAGAAUCACCGAGUAAUUGGAAGACAUUUUUUACAGGUUUUCUGCAAAAUUUGGGAAGGGAAAUGCCCACGUUAGUGCCUAGUAAGUUAGUAAGUUCCUCGUAGAGCCGAAGGAUGGCGACAGAGAAAUUACACAGGGAUAGGAGGGGACUUAGUGACAAGAAAGACGGCGAGAAUGACGGGAAGGCUCUUUCUUUAUUUUAUUCCUACAGAUGACGAAAAGAAUGUCGGUCAAAGUAGCGACUUUGACUUUGAUGACGUAGACGAGACGUUUUGCCAGAAAAUGCGGAAUAACACUUUACAGGAAAUUCCAGUGAACAGCGAGACAAACAUCCCAGGUCCCACGAAAGAAGAAAAUAUCACGCAGCAGCACGGACAAGAAAGCAAUAUGAAUAUUAUUGACUUGACGAGUGAUAAUGAAAUUGAUAAUGAAGAAAUUUCGCAACUCAAAGAGAGUGACUUUCCCCUGAAUUCUUCUCGAAGCCAAACUCUGCAAUCACAGAUCAAACGUGAAGUGCUUACGCCUGAACCCGAAAAACUAGGUAAGCAGGAAAAACUGAACUGUCCUGCAAAACCCGUUGAAGACACGAAUUCGGAUUCUGCGCCGUCGCUCAUCUCUGCUGAAGAUCUUUCUAAACUUGCAGCCAAAAAUACCACCGUCGCUGAUGAACCUCCAGUCUUAACUAAAAUGAAUCCUGGAAUUCGCCGGGUUCCAAACCAGCUAGACGACAUGAUUUUGCGCUUACAAAAACGCGUUUUGACGGCGCAGCCGUCCUCGUCUGACUCCGGCGUAAAUAGCGUAGAAGGACCAACUGUCGUGGACUUUGAACGGUCGGGCUUAGACGUUCUCGAUAAACGUUUAACAGAAAAAAUCCCCCUUCUAGAAACGUCUUUAGGAAUUGGGGCAGAACCUCUAUCUGAACCAUCUUCUCCAGAAACAGAAAACAUGGAGUCCUUUCCUCCUUCACCGUCAAGUUUACGAUCAGAUGUAUCAAAACCCGAAUCGCUAGAUCGGAAGUCGGAGAUUUCUACCGGAAGUUCAAAGAGAAGCACUGGAGUAUCAAAGCAACCAGCCAAAAAGCUAAAGAGUAAGUAUCCCGAGCAAAAUUCUUCUUUGGAAGGGGUAAUAGUUAACUCAUGUAAGGAUGCUAUGUGUGUGUGUAUGUGUUGGAAGGAAAAGGCUACGAUUAACGUGGUUGUGGCAUAAUAAUCGAGUUAAAAUAAUUCCUCGAAUCAAACGGUUUUCUUGGGCAAUUUUCAAUUGAGUGUUGAAAGUAAUCCGGGAUUGCUUUGUUUUUGCUUUACUUCGCUGUGUGAUUGGUCCUGAAAACUUGCGCCACUCUCUCUCAACCAGUGUGAUGCAAAACGAAAACUAGUCAUGAUUUGGUCGUCGACGUUUUCCCGCGCCUUAGGCAGUUUGGUUGUUUUCACUUCGAGUUCUCAUUGAUUCUUAAAAGUAUUUGCCUUUCUUCUGAUUGGUGAUUAGUUUGGUUUCGAUUUUACGACACUCGAUCGAAAAGCUCUCUAAUGAUAAACUUGUGUUGUGCUUGUUUCUUGGGUAAGGCACUCUACUCUCUCGCAGUGCCUCUGCCCAGUGACUCUACCCUACCCAGUAUCUCUACCCAGAGCCUCCACUCAGUGCCUCUACCCAGUGCUUACCCUCCUAAGGGUUAAAAUAGAUAAACUGUCGAUAAAACACAGCGGGACAGUGCGACGGACUAACAUUCCUUGCAAGGGCAGCAACAACACUCUUAUUCGCCUUAUGCUGUAGAUACCAGUUCUUCCAUUUUUUGUUUCAUUUUGUCGUCUGUGUUGUUUUAUAGCAAACUAUCAAAAGAUCCAUACUCAUCCGAAACCAACCAUGAACAGUCCUCCUUCACUAAAAGCUUCGCCCAACACACCCUCGCCCGCACGCCCGUCGCUGUCUCGUCAGUCCUCAGUUAGCAGCAAGAGACUGAGCACUAGAGUGAUGUUUGGAGAAGAACAUUGCUACGUCAUAGACGCCAAGGGUUAUGGGAACUGUGGUCGAUAUUUAAAUGUACGUAUUAUUGCGAGCCUAUCUUGAGAUCGUCGAUUGAAUAUGACAAGUUUUUGGAAGGAUAGAUUUAAGGUUCUGCAUCGAAAGAGUCAAUACUACUCCUGGUAGUUUUCCUUGAUAAGUGUCACUGACAAAGUAUCUUUGUUAAGUAAUGUCUCCUUUGCAAUUUCAUGUGCUAUGAACAACCUGGCAGUUUAAAACCGGCUUUACCGGCUUUAGUUCGUUUGAAUAACAGCUGAUCUUCAGACUUGUCUAAUGAUUCAUGGUUUGAUUUUGUUUUAACAGCAUAGUUGUUCGCCAAACUUGUUUGUCCAGAAUGUGUUUGUAGACACUCACGAUCUUCGUUUCCCUUGGGUGGCAUUUUUCACUCAGCAGUAAGUAACCGUGAAUUUUAACAGUGUUUAAAGCAGACUGGGAAUCAUAGUGGACCAUUAGUUAGCGCGCUGAUAUCCUAUUCCAGGCGCUCAACUAGUUAAUCCUUUGACCCCGAAGAGUUACCAACACCUAAUUUCUCCUUACAACAUCCCCUGAAUUUCACACAUAAAUGUCUCAAGAAUAAAGAAAAAUGAUUAUCAGCUGAAAAAGCUCUUGAUUGUUACACAAAUUUCCCUUUUCAGCACCGUAGGGAAAUGUAUUAAGAACUGUAUAGAGAAUAUACAGACUGAUGUUAGGGUGUAAAGGGUUAAAAAGAGCGCGACAGUUAACGGCGCGCUAGAGGCAGCUGAACGUAAAAACUGAGGAGGAAUGGGUUGUGUCGCCGAUCUGAAUAUCGGAUCGAGAAAACUGAAUUUGAACUCCGGCAAGUUGUGACGUUGUUGAGUGAGACACAUUUGCAUUAACCGUGGUUACGGUGGCUGUGCUUUAGGAACCUCUGAUUUACUGAAACCGCGAACUGUGUUCCAUUGCUUUACAGGAACGUUGCAGCCGGAACUGAACUGACCUGGGACUACGCUUACGAAGUAGACAGCGUUAAAGGCAAAGUUUUACAUUGCUAUUGUGGGUCAGCGGAAUGCCGUGGGAGACUUUUGUAAGCUCGCUCUUUCUUGCCCAAUGGUAAACUGAUUUUGAAAUAAGGUGUCGGACACAAACGUAAUGAGAAGUCUUACACGAAACCUCCUGAAUACGUACUAACGAUGUGGCUUGAGAGUCCCAGGAACUAAUGGAAAAAAGUCGCGACAUCAAUUACUGGCAUUCCACAGAGGACUUAUCAGCUCACCUGAAGAUCCAAGUCAGACUUGUAGUGACACUAUACCAAAGCAAGGGAGACCAAGAAUUUCAGGGCCAAGGGAUGAAUUUUUCCUCACAAUUUGCCGACUUAGGCCAGGGUUCAAAGAGGAAUAUCUAGAACAUCUUUAUGGUGUAAUCCAGACUUCGGUUAGUCGCAUGACAAUUUCAUGAGUCAAUUUUAUGUUUCUGAAAUUCAGAUACUAGAAUGCUAUCAUGCACGUGUCUUUUUACACAUUAAUGUCUGUCUAGUCAUCUUUUUCCUUUUUGAUAUCAUGAUUUAAAUUGUUAUGGUUCGAAAUUGUUGAGCCUUCAAUCAGGGGCCGUGGUUGGCGGCACAUUCAUCGUAGUGUUUUGGGAAGAAACGUGUGCGAUGAAUUCUUUGUAAGUGUUUGUACAAUUUCCGUCGCAAUUUUAAGCAGAGACUUCACAUGCAAAUGGUCAUAAUGCAAUUACCGUAACCGGGGCCACCCAGGCAAUGAAAAAAACAAUCAGAGGGCAGAACUGAACUGAGAGAACUGAGUCUACCAUUUUCACCUCACUUAAUCAAUUGUCGAAUUGACCGCAGAAAAAUCGUCGUUUAUUUACCGGUGAUGUUUACGCGACUACGGAGUCAGUUAAAUGUCUUGUUCAAACCGCUGGUGAUUUAGAAUUUACGUUGGCUUGCGGAUUGUGAGAGUUCAAAUUGGGCGAAUUUUUGCUGCUUUUAGCUUUUACUGAGUCGUUGGCGGGUUUUGGAUUUUAAAGAAAACAAACACUGGAACUUUAAUGGAGACGAAGUGCAUGCCGGGAUUGAAUUGUCGAGAGCCCCUCAAAUGGUGUCUUAGUAAUGUGGCCAAAGGUUUCAGUAGAUGCUCUUCCGAGUGUUUGUUGAUGUUCUUCUUUCAUUUAAGUUACCGUUUGGUUACUUUUCCGAACAACUCUUGCUAAUGCUAUGUCGCACGAAAGUUUCCAAGUUGGGUAGGUUUGUCUGCUAAAUUUUGCGCACAUAUUAAAGAGCGAGAGACUUUUAAACAGUUUUCAUGACUUUUCUUUGUAUGUGAGAAGUGCCACUUUGGAUGUAUAUAAAAUCGCCUUUUUUGAAUUUG